AUGUCGUACGGCGUUCGCUUCCCCGGCGGUGCUUCGCCCGUGAUGCACCCGCAGAUGUUCCCACCCAGCAGUCCACAGCCACAAGCAGCUCAGAUCCAACCAGGAGCGAUAACAUACACGACCAGUGUUGCGCCAGAUGGGCAGAUCAUCUACAAUCCGUUCAAGGCUGUACCAGCGAGCUACCAGACGCCGCAGGGUAUUAUAAGCGGUAUACAAUGGGUGCCCGUAGAGGCUACUCAGGUCAUUCCUGCUGGAGCUGUACCGGCAUCGGCGGAUAUAGUGGCGUCAUUAAAUCGAGGCCAGGUUGCACCGAACGGAGACGCAUUGAGAGACUGGCAGAGAGAAGAGGAGAAGCGCCGCAGAAAGGAAAACGAGCACCGCGAACGUGAAGAGAAAGGACUACGCAAGGCUCGCGAGAAAGACGCACGCCACGCUGAACGCGAGCGCGAACGCCAGAGAGAGCGUAGGCCCAGCACCGGGUUCAACGGCCCAUAUCCCACCUACAACUCCGUCACCACCGACCUCGAGCGCCGCUUCCAGGACGUCGGAGUUGACAGCCGUGAACGUGAGUUUGAGCGGGACCAUCCGCGCUCCCGCCGAGGCUCGUACAACGGCGAGCGUCCUCCAGGAUACCAGCCUGCCUCUGGCGGCCCACAAUACGCCACUGGCCCCGGCGGUUACCCUACGCCUGCGCCGUCCUCUUACGCUUCCAAUCCUCCACCUCCUUAUGGCAACCCUGCAUAUAGCACUAGCGCAACGCCGUACGCUCGCCCAGGUGCAUAUCCUCCGUCUCCGCGCCUCGGUGACGCUGCAAGGUCUGCAUCGCCUUUCCAGCCUCUCCCAGUAGGGGUUCAGCGCCCCGUCUCUCCCUACAUCGUUCCUUCGACCGCACUGAGGCCCGUCUCACCUUACGCACGUCCUGCUGGUGCAGUGCGCUCCGUAUCCCCUUACAACCCCACCGGUAAUGUGCGACCUGUCUCUCCUUACGCACUUCCUGCUGGUGCAGUGCGCCCCGUAUCCCCUUACAACCCCGCCGGCAUGGCGCGACCUGUCUCUCCUUACCAGAAUCCAGUGCCUCGUCCUGUAUCGCCGUACCAAUCAGGUAACAUCCAAAUUCGCGCGUCUUCCAGGCCUGGUCCGGCCGCAUACCCGCCCGGUCAUGUCAUGGAGGGACAGCGCCUCAGACCCUCACUCUCUCGCGCGGGAAGCCCUGCACCAGGCGCUCCGCCCUUCGCAGGCGCGGCCGCUGCGUACAAUGCAGGCUACGGUGCCGCUCCUCGAACGUACCCGGAGGCAGGGGGCUCCCCGCGCAUGCCUCUCGUACCUAGUGAACAGCAGCAGCAGAUGCUCAGCGCUCCUGAGGGCUUCUCGCGUCCACCCAACCUCGCACAGCCAUACACUCACUUUGAGAUGAUGAAGAUCCAGGAUAUGGAUGACUUCUUAGAGAACAUUCCUCGCAUGCCGCUCGUGCUCGUGCCGCACGACGUCUACCAUGAAGACUGGAUUCGUUUCAUGCAGGAUCUGGCGUUGUCUUGGUCCGGGAGGUUACCGGUGCCGCAAUACCAUGCAGACGGUCGCCCUCCAAAGCGAACUACUCUCAGCGCGGACUUGAUCGAUCUUUGGAACGCAUCAUUCUUCCUCAAGAGGGGCAUUGAGGUCGUGCUCUACAAGGGUCGCGAGCGGCGCUCCGGGCGGGCAGCCGGGACUGUGGAUCUCCAUCUGCCCGGCUUUGAUACCUACGAUUCCGUCUCGUCGCCGUCAGAUUCAGACUCUUCUUCAUCGAGCGGGUCAUCGGAUAGUCCGAUAGACGAGCGCUACAGAUAUGGUGCCUAUGGCGGUGUGUACGGACGGCAGAUCGAAGGGCAGGUCGCGGAACUCCGUGAGGCGCAACGUCGAUUGCGAGAGAAGAAAGCAGAGAGGAAGAUGCGCAAGAGGGAGAAGAAAAGGAAGGCGAAGCUCCGCGCACUUGAGAAGAGAUAUUCCCUCUACCUUGCCUGCACAUCGUCGCGAGAAGGAGGGCUGACUCCUCAAUUAUGA
This is a messenger RNA of Laetiporus sulphureus 93-53, 2037 nucleotides long. RefSeq lists its product as uncharacterized. NCBI's taxonomy places the organism in Eukaryota, Fungi, Basidiomycota, Agaricomycetes, Polyporales, Laetiporaceae. The coding region runs from base 1 to 2037 and encodes 678 amino acids. The transcript is spliced from 6 exons. The record is from RefSeq and is a predicted model, not a curated record.